Molecule: messenger RNA, 214 nt
Organism: Amoebophrya sp. A25
Lineage: Eukaryota; Dinophyceae; Syndiniales; Amoebophryaceae
Source: the annotation of a GenBank genome assembly
CCAUAAUUCAGCUUGAGCUUGUCUAUUCAUCAAAAGAUGAAAUGACGAAUCAGGAGGAGUUAGCUACUUAUGACUAAAAAUGGAAAACGGCUCUGCUGCUAGACAGGAGGAUAUGUUGCCCACUUUGCUCCAGGAGACGGGAGAAGCUGGAGAUCAUGAUUAUGAGAGGGAACAUCAAGGGUCAGCGUCAGAUAUGAAAGCAGGAGUAGCAGGC